UGCUGCUGGAGCUCGUCUUCACAGAAUCAUCUAGUUUCCCUGAAAAGAGUCUGUGAGCUGAAAAAGCGCUUUCUGUUUCCUCCCCCUGUGUCUGUGUGUGUGUCUGUGUGUUUAUUGUGUGUGUGUGUGUGUGUUUAUUGUGUUUCUUUGUGUGUGUGUGUGUGUGUUUGCGUGUCAGAAAUCGUGGACUACAUCGAGCGUCUGCAGGUUUUGCGUGAGAUUGUGAAGAAGUUUCCGUCCGUCAACUACCAGGUCUUCAAAUACAUCAUCACACACCUGAACAGGGUGAGCCAGCACAGUAAAACCACCCUGAUGACGGCCGACAACCUCUCCAUCUGCUUCUGGCCCACACUGAUGAGACCCGACUUCGAGAACAAGGACACGCUGUCGACCACCAAGCUGAACCAGGCCGUGGUCGAAUCCUUCAUCCUGCAGAGCGACUACUUCUUCCACGGCGGCGAGGUGGCCGAGAGCUCCAGCAGCGAGGGCACGCCGCCGCCGCACUGCCACAACAUGGUGGAGGCGCUGCUGCCGCUGCAGCUGCCGCCGCCGCUGCAGCCACAGCAGAUCCAGCACGCGCUGCCGCCCGAGCCGCUCAUAUAGACGCAUCAGCUGAGGACGUCUGAUCAGACACCUGAGCUCUGAACUCCAAUCACCUGUCGGCACAUAGCAACACUAAGUUUAGCACACUGAGGUCCUGCAGCUGAAAGGGAACCGACUGAUCCACUGUUUGUCUUCCUGCACAGGAAACCUUUCUUCUUCGUCUUCUUCUUCUUCUUCUUCUUCUUCUUCUUCUUCUUCUUCUGUUGUUGGCGGAAGCAUCAAGCAGAUCCGUGAACUCGCAGACGUCUGGACUGUUUUUUGGAGGUGGAAGGUUUUAAAUGACAAAAGGAAGCGACCCACUACGAGGACUGAAAGGACGGCCGAAGGUCCAAACGCCAAUUUCAUGUUUGUUUCGUCAUGUUUCUUUUUAUAUUUUUUGUAUUUGGGUUCGUGUCUGCUGAGUGUAUGUGUUGCAGCAGAAGGAAAAAGGGAACCUGACUGACGGACUCGGAUCCUCCACGACGGCACAUGACGAUGACGGAACCACUAGGAGGCGUCGCUCGACUCCUUCGCUCUUCGUUUUCUUGUUUCGUUGGUUUGUUGGGAUGGAAAAUUUGCAUGUUUUUGCCACUUAGUGAAACAACAAAAAAAGAAACUUAAAGUUAAAAAAUGAAAUGAAUAACUCUGAAACUCGUUUUUGGUUCAAGGGGAACAUUUUGUUUUGCAUCUGUUCCUUUGUCCUUCAUGCAAGAAAUCAACUCUUAAUAUCAUAUUUUUGGUUAUAUGUGGAAUAGUUUCCCUAAAUAGAGGACAGAAGUAUAUAUGAGUAUAUAUAUAUAUAAAUCUAUCAGCAGAGGCGCUGAUGUAGUGAACUACGGGGUACUGGACUAUAAUCUGAAGCUAUAAUCAUGUUUGUAACUGAACCAUCUUUUUCUGAUGGUGUGUGAAUGAGAGUGUGUUUGUGGAGGCUGAUAACGGAUCAAUAACGGAUCAGUAACGGAUCAAUA
Molecule: messenger RNA, 1550 nt
Organism: Stegastes partitus (bicolor damselfish)
Lineage: Eukaryota; Metazoa; Chordata; Actinopteri; Pomacentridae
Product: rho GTPase-activating protein 5-like
Exons: 2
Biological process (GO): Rho protein signal transduction; regulation of cell size
Cellular component (GO): cytosol
Molecular function (GO): GTPase activator activity
Source: RefSeq, a predicted model, not a curated record